This is a messenger RNA of Malus domestica (apple), 2061 nucleotides long. RefSeq names its product aldehyde dehydrogenase family 2 member C4-like. NCBI's taxonomy places the organism in Eukaryota, Viridiplantae, Streptophyta, Magnoliopsida, Rosales, Rosaceae. The record is from RefSeq and is a predicted model, not a curated record. Gene Ontology annotation, molecular function: aldehyde dehydrogenase (NAD+) activity.
ACACAACACAACAAAAUCUCUUUUUUUCCACACAAACAAACAGAGCAAAACGCAGAGAAGAGCAGAGGAAACGGCAACCAUGGGGAGUGAUUUCAACGGCAGCUCAGCUUCCUUCGUCAAGAUUCCGGCAAUAAAGUUUACUCAGCUGUUCAUUAAUGGAGGUUUCGUCGAUUCCGUUUCUGGUAAAACAUUUGAGACAAUAGAUCCAAGAACAGGGGAGGCGAUAACAAGAGUUGCAGAAGGAGAUAAGGAAGAUGUUGACUUGGCUGUCAAGGCGGCGCGUGCUGCCUUCGACCAUGGCACUUGGCCUCGCUUGCCUGGCGCCGAGAGGGGAAGGAUAAUGAUGAAGCUUGCAGACUUAAUUGACCAACAUUUAGAAGAACUAGCUAUCUUGGAUACCGUUGAUGCCGGGAAGUUGUUCAGCUCUUGCAAGACCAUGGACAUACCGUUUGUAGUAGAAACGCUACGUUAUUAUGCAGGUGCAGCUGACAAAAUCCAUGGAGAGGUGCUCAAGAUGUCGCGCAACCUUCAAGCGUAUACAUUGCUUGAACCCAUUGGUGUUGUGGGGCUCAUUGUCCCCUGGAAUUUCCCGAGCGCCCUGCUUUUCACAAAGGUCAGCCCUGCCUUAGCUGCUGGUUGCACCAUGGUCACCAAACCUGCUGAGCAAACACCUCUAUCUGCAUUAUACUGUGCUCAUCUGGCUAAGUUGGCUGGUGUUCCUGACGGAGUGUUCAAUGUCAUAACUGGAUUUGGAAAGACUGCUGGUGCUGCCGUCAGCCAUCAUAUGGACAUUGACAAAGUCAGUUUUACUGGUUCCACUGAGGUUGGGCGUGAAGUAAUGCAGGCUGCAGCAAAGAGCAAUCUGAAACAAGUUUCACUUGAACUAGGAGGCAAAUCACCCCUUGUGAUUUUUGAUGAUGCUGAUAUAAAUAUGGCUGCUGAUCUUGCUCUCUUGGGAAUCCUUUUCAACAAGGGAGAAAUUUGUGUGGCAAGUUCCCGUGUUUAUGUUCAAGAAGGGAUUUAUGAUGAAUUUGUGAAGAAGUUACAAGAGAAGGUGAAAGAUUGGGUAGUCGGGGAUCCUUUUGAUCCUAGUGUCCAUCAAGGACCACAGGUUGAUAAGAAGCAGUUUGAUAAAAUCCUAACCUACAUUGAGCAUGGUAAGAAUGGAGGAGCCACUUUAUUAACAGGGGGCAAGCCUGUGGGGAACAAGGGAUAUUACAUUGAACCUACAAUAUUCACUGAUGUCAAGGAUGACAUGCUUAUAGCCCAAGAUGAAAUAUUUGGACCAGUAAUGGCUUUGAUGAAGUUCAAGACAAUCGAGGAGGCGAUACAGAGAGCCAACAACACCAGAUACGGCCUAGCAGCAGGGAUCAUAACCAAUGACUUGAAUGUGGCCAACACUGUCUCAAGGUCAAUUCGUGCAGGCAUUAUUUGGAUCAACUGCUACUUUGAAUGCGAUCGAGACUGCCCUGGUGGAGGGUAUAAGAUGAGUGGAUUUGGAAGAGAAUCUGGUAUGCAGGGCCUCUAUGAGUAUCUCCAUACCAAAUCUGUUGUCACUCCCAUUUAUAACUCCCCCUGGCUCUAAGUUACAAUAUAAUCUCACGGCUGCCAGAUUGUGACCUUGUAUUUGUGCGAUAAUAAUAGUUUCGUUGGAGGGCGGGCUGGCUGGUUGGAAAUUGCCUGAUUUGGGCCCAGUGGGACCCACAAGCCCUUAGACUUAGUUCUUGGUUGGAGACGAUUUUCGUGUUAUUCUGAGCUAUUUUUAGCUCUAUAGUCUUUUAGUCAGGUCGAUUGGAGAUUACCUAACUGCCCAAGACAAGGACUUGUUUGGAAUGAGAGCCUACAUCGAAUUUUUAUCGCAUAAAAACAUUGAAUUAUAGUUUCGUUGUCAAUACGAGCGGAAUAGUCAAACUACGAGAGCAUUGGUAAAUGCCCACGCCUUGUUGGAAAUUGGAAGAUCCCCGAAGCUGACCCCACCCCAUAACUAAUCAGACUCAUCUGCUAGGGUAAUUUUGCUCACCACUUUAGUGUUCCGGAUCCAUUGAAAAAUUUCUCUUCUAA